CAGAUGAAUUUGAAGUGCAUUGACCAGGGAGCUGAGAGGGGCGGUCUGCAGCCAGCCCACACCUGGGAGGAGGCGGCAGGCUUUUCUGGGGACAGAGUGGCCGAGUGGAAGCAACCUUAACCAUCUCAACAUGACACCACUCUUUCCUGUUGGAAUCUGAGAACUCGUUCAGUACUCUGGCAGUUACCAUGGGACCUGGGUUUUCUUGGUCAGGGUCAGCUUGAAAAGGAGGAUCGAGCUCACGGUGGAGUAUCCAUGGAGGUGUGGAGCCUUGUCACUAACCUCUAAUUGCAGAACUGGGAUGUGGAGCUGGAAGUGCCUCCUCUUCUGGGCUGUGCUGGUCACAGCCACACUCUGCACUGCUAGGCCGGCCCCGACCUUGCCUGAACAAGCCCAGCCCUGGGGAGCCCCUGUGGAAGUAGAGUCCUUCCUGGUCCACCCUGGUGACCUACUGCAGCUUCGCUGUCGGCUGCGUGACGAUGUGCAGAGCAUCGACUGGCUGCGGGACGGGGUGAAACUGGCAGAAAGCAACCGCACCCGCAUCACAGGGGAGGAGGUGGAGGUGUGGGACUCCGUGCCCGCGGACUCCGGCCUCUAUGCUUGCGUGACCAGCAGCCCUUUGGGCAGCGACACCACCUACUUCUCCGUCAAUGUUUCAGAUGCUCUCCCCUCCUCGGAGGAUGAUGAUGAUGAUGAUGACUCCUCUUCAGAGGAGAAAGAGACAGAUAACACCAAACCAAACCGUAUGCCUGUAGCUCCAUAUUGGACAUCCCCAGAAAAGAUGGAAAAGAAAUUGCAUGCGGUGCCAGCUGCCAAGACAGUGAAGUUCAAAUGCCCUUCCAGUGGGACCCCAAACCCCACACUGCGCUGGUUGAAAAAUGGCAAAGAAUUCAAACCUGAUCACAGGAUUGGAGGCUACAAGGUCCGUUAUGCCACCUGGAGCAUCAUAAUGGACUCCGUGGUGCCCUCUGACAAGGGCAACUACACCUGCAUCGUGGAGAAUGAGUACGGCAGCAUCAACCACACCUACCAGCUUGAUGUCGUGGAGCGGUCCCCUCACCGGCCCAUCCUGCAAGCAGGGUUGCCCGCCAACAAGACAGUGGCCCUGGGUAGCAACGUGGAGUUCAUGUGUAAGGUGUACAGUGACCCACAACCACACAUCCAGUGGCUAAAGCACAUCGAGGUGAACGGGAGCAAGAUUGGUCCAGACAACCUGCCUUAUGUCCAGAUCUUGAAGCAUUCGGGGAUUAAUAGCUCGGAUGCGGAGGUGCUGACCCUGUUCAAUGUGACAGAGGCCCAGAGCGGGGAGUAUGUGUGUAAGGUUUCCAAUUAUAUUGGUGAAGCUAACCAGUCUGCGUGGCUCACUGUCACCAGACCUGUGGCAAAAGCCCUGGAAGAGAGGCCAGCCGUGAUAACCUCACCCUUGUACCUGGAGAUCAUCAUCUAUUGCACAGGGGCCUUCCUCAUCUCCUGCAUGGUGGGGUCGGUCAUCAUCUACAAGAUGAAGAGCAGCACCAAGAAGAGUGACUUCCACAGCCAGAUGGCCGUGCACAAGCUGGCCAAGAGCAUCCCUCUGCGCAGACAGGUAACAGUGUCCGCUGACUCCAGUGCGUCCAUGAACUCUGGGGUUCUUCUGGUUCGGCCAUCACGGCUCUCCUCCAGUGGGACUCCCAUGCUAGCAGGGGUCUCUGAGUAUGAGCUUCCCGAAGACCCUCGCUGGGAGCUGCCUCGGGACAGACUGGUCUUAGGAAAACCCCUGGGAGAGGGCUGCUUUGGGCAGGUGGUAUUGGCAGAGGCCAUCGGACUGGACAAGGACAAACCCAGCCGUGUGACCAAGGUGGCUGUGAAGAUGUUGAAGUCGGAUGCAACAGAGAAAGACUUGUCAGACCUGAUCUCAGAAAUGGAGAUGAUGAAGAUGAUCGGGAAGCAUAAGAACAUCAUCAACCUACUGGGGGCCUGCACGCAGGAUGGUCCCUUGUAUGUCAUCGUGGAGUAUGCCUCCAAAGGCAACCUGCGGGAGUACCUGCAGGCCCGGAGGCCCCCGGGGCUGGAAUACUGCUACAACCCCAGCCACAACCCAGAGGAGCAGCUCUCCUCCAAGGACCUGGUGUCCUGCGCCUAUCAGGUGGCCCGAGGCAUGGAGUAUCUGGCCUCCAAGAAGUGCAUACACCGAGACCUGGCCGCCAGGAACGUCCUGGUGACAGAGGACAACGUGAUGAAGAUUGCAGACUUCGGCCUCGCACGGGACAUUCACCACAUCGACUACUAUAAAAAGACAACCAACGGCCGACUGCCUGUGAAGUGGAUGGCACCCGAGGCAUUGUUUGACCGGAUCUACACCCACCAGAGUGAUGUGUGGUCUUUUGGGGUGCUCCUGUGGGAGAUCUUCACUCUGGGCGGCUCCCCAUACCCCGGUGUGCCUGUGGAGGAGCUUUUCAAGCUGCUGAAGGAGGGUCACCGCAUGGACAAGCCCAGUAACUGCACCAACGAGCUGUACAUGAUGAUGCGGGACUGCUGGCAUGCAGUGCCCUCGCAGAGACCCACCUUCAAGCAGCUGGUGGAAGAUCUGGACCGCAUAGUGGCCUUGACCUCCAACCAGGAGUACCUGGACCUGUCCAUGCCCCUGGACCAGUACUCCCCCAGCUUUCCUGACACCCGGAGCUCUACGUGCUCCUCAGGGGAGGAUUCCGUCUUUUCUCAUGAGCCGCUGCCUGAGGAGCCCUGCCUGCCCCGACACCCAGCCCAGCUUGCCAAUGGCGGACUCAAACGCUGCUGACUGCCACCCACCAUCAGCUGUAAUCCUCACCCACAGCCCCUGCCAGGCCCACCGCCCGUCCAUCUCUGUCCCCUUUCCUGCUGGCAGGAGCUGGCUGUCUACCAGGGGCCUUCCUGUGUGGCCUGCCUUCACCUCGCUCAGCUUACCUCUUCCUCCUCCUCCUCUCCACCUGGCAGUGAGAGGUGCAAAGAGGCAGAUCCUUGCUGCUGGCCACUUCGUCCCCUCCCAGAUGUUGGACCAAGACCUCUCCCUGCCACCAGGUGCUGCCUGGAAAGUGGGGAGUGGGAGCCGAUGAACAGGCAUGCAAGUGAGAGCCCUCUGAGCUUUCUCAUUUGGGUUUGGUGUGUUUCGCCUUUACCCAGAAGUCCCUAGCACUCUGGCGGCAGGUGCCUUGUCCUCAGGGCUACAGCAGUAGGGAGAUCAGUACUUUGGGCCUCGAUUGAAGGUGACCUCUGCUCCAGAUAGGUGGUGCCAGUGGCUUAUUAAUUCUGAUAGUUGCUUUACUGACCAAAUGCAUGGUACCAGAGGAUGGUGAGGCAAAGGCCAGGUUGGGGGCAGUGUUGUGGCCCGGGGGCUCAGCCCCAAACUGGGGGCUCUGUACAUAGCUAUGAAGAAAACACAAAGUGUAUAAAUCUGAGUAUAUAUUUACAUGUCUUUUUAAAAGGGUCAUUACCAGAGAUUUACCCAUCGGGUAAGAUGCUCCAGGUGGCUGGGAGGCAUCAGUUGCUAUAUAUUAAAAUCAAAGAAAAAAGAAAAAAAAAGAAAAUGUUUUUAAAAAGGUCAUAUAUUUUUUGCUACUUUUGCUGUUUUAUUUUUUUAAAUUAUGUUCUAAACCUAUUUUCAGUUUAGGUCCCUCAAUAAAAAUUGCUGCUGCUUCA
Callithrix jacchus (white-tufted-ear marmoset) is the source of this 3654-nucleotide messenger RNA. The record is from RefSeq and is a predicted model, not a curated record. Lineage: Eukaryota; Metazoa; Chordata; Mammalia; Primates; Cebidae.